This is a messenger RNA of Baudoinia panamericana UAMH 10762, 1287 nucleotides long. RefSeq lists its product as uncharacterized. Lineage: Eukaryota; Fungi; Ascomycota; Dothideomycetes; Mycosphaerellales; Teratosphaeriaceae. The record is from RefSeq and is a predicted model, not a curated record. The transcript has a single exon. The coding region runs from base 1 to 1287 and encodes 428 amino acids.
AUGGCUAACUCAACAUCCCUCAUCAACAUCAUCCAGUGCCAGCGUAGCCCUCUAUGGACGGCCAACUACGAUCGCACAAACAUUCUCACCUUCUGGAGCAUCUCAACCUUCAUAGGCUGCUGGUUCCCCGGCUUCUUCACCCUCUGCUUCGCCAUGGCCGCCUACAAUAAAUACACCGCUUCAUCGAAACGUGUCCCACCGCCCCUUCUCGCUCUGCGACUUUUGCUAAGCGGGAUCGGAAGUUCUCUCCUAGCCGUCUUCCUGCUUGUAGACUUCAUUGGAUAUAUACUAGCGACGCAGUAUGCGUACUACUGUGACCCGAUUUUUUUCGAUUGGGGUGAUCCUGUGUCACUAUGGGUUUUACUGGCCAUUGGUGUUUUGAUACCGUUUGUUGUGAUGAUUCUGAUGUGCGUGUACGUGGCGGUCGACAGUUUGGGGAGGUGGUGGGACCUCUAUCGUCGCGACGCCGUCGGCGCCUGGCGGACGCGAAGGGGAGGACUAUACUUGAGAGACUGGCAAAUGCAGCCGGCAUUGGACGACCAACAGAAACCUAAGUGGCAAAGCCGAAGUGAGAGAAGCUCUACCUCGAGUUUCGAACUGGAGAAGGCAGCGAGUGGCGUGGCCAGCAGGGAAGCCGUUCUGGUAAGUCGGUCACCGCUCACCAGCACGCGCGAGCUGCUUGCCAAAGGCGUUGCGGUGGUGAAACAGGCUGUCGAGCUUGACACCACGGGCGAGUAUGCCGAGGCGUACCCAUUAUAUGAGCAAGCACUCGACCUUCUCACGCUCGUUCUCUCCGACAAAAACGUGGAUGAAAAGGCGAAGCUCACGCUCCAGCAAAAAGUGAAUGAGUAUAAAGAGCGCUUUGAGAAGCUGGAACGUUACUUGGCAGAGCGGGCGCGGACAUGGGCCGCAAGGGAUGAGCUUCGCGGUUUGCAUACUCGCCUUGCGAAAUCGAGUGGCGAUGUGGCCAUGGAGUCAAGGAACGACCUCCUCAGCCGCGCCGUCGAUGUAGUUGGUACAGCUAUCGAACAAGACACCGCGGGAAAGUACGAAAGUGCCUGUGAGCUUUACGGUCAAGCGCUCGAGCUCUUAGCGCUUGUGGUUGAAAGCGAGCCAGAUGCGGAGAUCCAGAACGAGAUCGGGGGGAAAGCGAGAGAGUUCCGGCAGCGUGAGGAGAGGCUGAAGAAAUUUGUGGCGGAGCAGAGCGUGCCCGUGCCUGAGACAUCCGAGCAAGGUGAGUCUGAAGUGAUAGGCGGUAGGGAGUCAGUAUCAGAUCCAGAUUUGUAG